UACCCAAAGCCUUCUUCUCCGAUGCUUGCUCAACGGCAUCGAGGGAAAUACCUUGAUUCAUUGCUUCAAGCAUCCUUCCACGGAUAACAAGGUUCGCAUUGUUAUCAUCCCAAGCAAUCAUUUUUGAACAUCUCAAUAUGUCUUCAACCAUCGUUCUUAUCACCGGCGCCAACCAAGGGUUGGGAUUUGAAUGCGUCAAGAAAUUGGCUGCAGAACAACUCGACUACCACAUCCUCCUGUGCUCCAGGAACAUCGAAAGAGGCAGGGAGGCCGCUAAGAAGGUCGUUAAUCUGGCCCGUGGUACAACAGUCGAACCACUAGAACUUGACGUUACCAACGAUGAAUCAAUUGCUAAAGCCGCCGAAUAUGUCAAGGACAAGUUCGGUCGUCUUGACGUCCUUUUCAACAACGCCGGCAUCAGUAAAUACCCAGGUGCCGGUCUCCGCGAAGCCAUGAACAAGGUGAUCGAGACCAAUGCAGUCAGCGCUGCCUGUGUCACGGAAGCCUUCAUCCCGCUUCUCAAAAAAGCAACCACUCCGCGACUUCUCUUCAUGUCUUCCGGUCUUGGCUCCAUCGACAUGACAUUGGACCCCAAGAGUCCUUUCUAUGGUUACAUUGUGAAGCCCUACAACACUUCGAAAGCCUCCAUGAACAUGAUCGGUGCUAUGUAUGCUGUUGAGCUUGGCAAGGAUGGCAUCAAAGUCAACAUGAUCGACCCGGGCUUUAGGGCAACCAACCUGAAUGGUUAUCACGAAGCGGCAGGCAAGGCUGAAGAUGGAGCCCUCCAGGCUUGUAGGAUGAUUGUCAACACCGAUAAGGAUGGUCCUCAUGGCACUUUCACGUCGAACGAAGGCACAGUGCCGUGGUGAUACUCAUGAUUAUGCCCCAGUACAUAGCAUGAAGUGGGCAGCUUGGAUUUGACAACUUACUAGAUCGCUCUUGAUCACAAUUGCUGGUGUCUGCUCACCACAGGCUUCGGCAUGUGAUUGACAACGGUGGUAUCAGAGCAGUGCGGACCUCAAGUGUCAGUCGCAGAAUGCCGAGCCUUGGACCCUGAGUCUCGGCGCAAAGGCUCGGCGUUCAGCCUAAUCCAAU
Messenger RNA from Exophiala xenobiotica, 1095 nucleotides. RefSeq lists its product as uncharacterized. The transcript has a single exon. Gene Ontology annotation, molecular function: oxidoreductase activity. The coding region runs from base 138 to 869 and encodes 243 amino acids. Lineage: Eukaryota; Fungi; Ascomycota; Eurotiomycetes; Chaetothyriales; Herpotrichiellaceae. The record is from RefSeq and is a predicted model, not a curated record.